Molecule: messenger RNA, 1917 nt
Organism: Mizuhopecten yessoensis (Yesso scallop)
Lineage: Eukaryota; Metazoa; Mollusca; Bivalvia; Pectinida; Pectinidae
Exons: 5
Coding region: 124-1149 (341 amino acids)
Biological process (GO): tumor necrosis factor-mediated signaling pathway; immune response; positive regulation of transcription by RNA polymerase II
Cellular component (GO): cell surface; membrane
Molecular function (GO): CD40 receptor binding; cytokine activity; tumor necrosis factor receptor binding
Source: RefSeq, a predicted model, not a curated record
UUCCCUACAUUGAAAGUCUAGUUCCGGGUCGUUAAUUAAGUGAAUAUAACCGGGGUAGUUUGUACACGUAUUACAAUGUGUAUGAAGACUUUGGGGUAUACGUACAGCUCUACAUAAGGAAAGAUGUCUACCAAUCCGUCUUACUCUCACUACGACAUCCCAUGUGAUAUGUCGAACCCUAAAUACCAGAACAGUGAGAGGUCUGCGAGUAUCUCCACGACCGGAUCGUGUAGCAGCAUCAUCCCCGGGACUUCUGGGAGUGACUUUCGGCCCCUCACCUCAAAGAAAUCUGCUGACCGGUAUUCAUGCGUUUUAAUCAUCAUUGCCAUUUUCCUCGCCUGCUUUUGUGUGGCUCUGGGCACAUGCGUGGCAAUUUUGUUUUCCAAUCUCGAGCAUGUUCGUGCGCAACUGCAGAGAGCAUCUGGUGAUUCGGUUGACCGGAAGGUGUGCCUGCUAUGUGACGAACUUACUAUGUCUCCUUUUGAGGACGAAAAUGCUGCUACCCAGAAACUGGAAGUGACGUCAGAUGACAACGGUGACCGAGUGUGCUGCGCAAACGAUGCAAGACAGUCCAAGGUCAUGUUUGAUCUGUUGUUUAAGAAGAAGAACAAGAUUACAUGCAUUGAAGAAGUGAACGCCGCCCAGACCUCGUGUAAUCGGACAUUGCCUGGUCCUGUCUUGACGGGAAGAGCAUCUGCCCACCUCCACAUAGGUGUCCAAACACCACGCAACGAUCAUGGUGACCAGCCAGUGCGGAAUUGGCAAUCAAACGAUCCGACAUCUCACAUCGAGAGAAUUAACUUAACAAAUGACCGACUGAUCAUCAACACGACCGGACUGUACGUUGUCUAUAGCCAAAUCUACUUCUCCAAGUACGUCCCUCCCACAACGCCCAAGUCCAGCAGUGUCCUUUACCACUACGUGUACCGGUACAACGUCAUCUAUCCCAACACCGGCAACCAACUACUGAUGAAAAGUGUCAGGACCUUGAACCUUGACCCCGUGACGUCACAUAGCGACCACACGAGUUACACGUCGGCGACGCUUCGUCUGAAGGUUGGUGACGAAAUCUACGUUAAAGUGUCCAACAUAUCCAUGGUUUCGCGAGCAGAAGAGGCCAGUUUCUUGGGUGUGGUACAGAUAGCGUAACAUCCAAUGGUUGUGGUAUAUACACCAGCACGUCACGGCCGGGGUUCGAAUCUCGGUACUGGUGUGAGCGCUCUCCUGCACCUGCCGACCAAAGCGCAGUUCCGGACCCGCGAUUAGAAGUCCCUCGGACAGGACUCAAAACCGCAGGUCCCGUGUCCACUGCACGUUAAAGACAGAUCGUAUCAGACUACAUAUCCAGAUAGGACCCAACGCUGUGGGUCCCGUGUCUACUGCACGUUAAAGACAGAUCGUAUCAGACUACAUACAUGUAUGUGUUGCUUAUUGUAGUUGAACAAUUAUAUAUUUCGUGAAUGGCAGCUGUGUAUUUUAUAUUCCAAAAGAGUGUAUAUUUUUUGAGACAUAAACAAUGUCUAAACAUUCCUACUGUGAUAUAGAAGUUUGAGACAGGAUGAUAUAUAAUGUAAACGUCCAUUUUUAUUUUAUUUUAUUUUUCGCGAUUUUCACGCGGUAAACAUUGCGCUCAUUAAUGAUUACGCUGAUGGGACUUUCUAUUAAUGGUUUUGUUCGCGUUUAUUGAUUCAAUUUUGAUCAUUAAUGCGUUAAUCUAUUAAAAUUCGAUAAUACGCUCGCAUUUUUGUCCGCUAACAUGAUAACUUUUACAGUAUAUAGAGUGCGUGUGCGUAUGUAUCAGAGACGAAUGGUUCAGAGUAUGUGUGCGUGUAUGUGUGUAGAGAGGCAGGGCUGAAACAGGAAUGAACGAAUGGAAUAAAUCAUGCAUGAAAUAAAAUAUUAAAAAAUAAAACUAAA